CUCCAUCCCUAUGCAACGGCGCGACGCGAGUGUUACUUCCGGGCUCUGAUUGCGUGGAGCAAUAUAAACGGAUAGACCGGGACGCGGGGGAUACGUGCGUGUCGCCGGAGCGGUGUCUCACGCGGAGUUCGCGCGCAGGGGACGAGAGGGAAACGUUCGCCGAGAAUAGUUUCCUGUCAAGAAAGUUGGAACUUUCUCUUACGACUCCGUUCCAACCUAUUAAUCCAACAUCGACACAGCUUCACAACAUGAAGCUGAAGGAGGACCUCAACCCCAUGCUGCUCCUCCUCUUCCACCUCAUGGUCUGGAUCUACACCUUCAUCACCUUUCUGCCGUCCUACCUUCUCAGCUGGGCCUCCAACAGCGCCGGGGACCGUUACGGCUCAGAGGAAGAGCGAGCCAAGAGAGUCAAGGCCCACUCGGUGCUGGGCCCCGAGGGACCUUACAGAGCCGUGCGUGCCACCAAGAAGCUCCUGACAUCGCUGCACCCGGGAGUGGACACGCUGGAUAAAAUGUUCGAGCAUGCAGCCAGGAGGUUCCCACACAGAGACUGUCUAGGCACGAGGGAGGUGAUCAGUGAGGAGGAUGAGCAGCAGGACAAUGGGAAGGUUUUCAAGAAGGUUGUUCUGGGUCAGUACCGCUGGCUGACCUACGAGGAGGUGCUGACGGCGGCGUCCCAGCUGGGCAGCGGCUUGGCGGCGCUGGGUCAGAAACCCAAAACCAACAUCGCCGUCUUCUGUGAGACGCGAGCUGAGUGGAUGAUCGCGGCCCAGGCCUGCUUCAUGUACAACUUCCCAAUGGCCACCCUUUACUCUACGUUAGGAGGUCCGGCCAUCGCUCACGGGCUGAACGAGACUCAGGUCACCCACAUCAUCACCAGCAGGGAGCUCCUGGAGACGAGACUCAAGGCCAUCCUCAUCGAGGUCCCGAGGCUGCAGCACAUCGUGGUGGUGGACAACGCGCCGACCUCGUGGCCCGGCGCCGCGCGCGGCAUCACCGUGCAUAACAUGGCAACUGUGCAGAAGCUGGGCGCCAGGUCUGAGAAUGCGGCGCGGGAGCGGGAGCAGCCGCGGCCGUCGGACAUCGCCGUCAUCAUGUACACCAGCGGCUCCACCGGCGUCCCGAAGGGCGUGGUGAUCUCCCAUAGCAACAUCCUCGCCGGCAUCACGGGGAUGGCUGAGAGGAUCCCCAACAUGUGUGAGGACGACACCUACAUCGGUUACCUGCCUCUUGCGCACGUCCUGGAGCUCAGUGCGGAGCUCAUCUGCAUUUCUCAUGGCAGCAGGAUCGGUUAUUCCUCGCCUCAGACUCUCGCUGAUCAGUCCACCAAGAUCAAGAAAGGAAGCAAGGGAGACACCAGUGUCCUGCAGCCCACUCUGAUGGCAGCGGUCCCGGAAAUCAUGGAUCGCAUUUACAAGAAUGUGAUGACCAAGGUUGAGGAGAUGAACUUUGUCCAGCGGGCGCUCUUCAUUCUGGCGUACAACUACAAGCUGGAGCAGCUGGCCAGAGGAAACAGCACGCCCCUGUGCGACAGGCUGGUGUUCCAAAAGAUCCGCGCGCUGCUGGGAGGUCGCACGCGCGUCCUGCUGUCGGGAGGAGCGCCGCUCUCUGCGGCCACGCAGCGCUUCAUGAACGUGUGCCUGUGCUGCCCGGUGGGUCAGGGCUACGGCCUGACGGAGACCUGCGGAGCCGGAACCAUUUGCGAGAUGUGGGAUUACAGCACUGGGAGAGUGGGAGGACCACUGGUGUGCUGUGAGAUAAAGCUCAAAGACUGGGUGGAGGGCGGUUACCGCAGCACAGACAAGCCGCGUCCCCGGGGGGAGAUCCUGAUCGGUGGCCCGAACGUCACCAUGGGAUACUACAAGAGCGAGGCCAGGAACCAGGAGGACUUCUUUGUGGACGAGGACGGGCAGCGGUGGUUCUGCACCGGCGACAUCGGGCAGUUCCACGAGGACGGGUGCCUGGAGAUAAUAGAUCGAAAGAAAGACCUGGUGAAGCUCCAGGCGGGAGAGUACGUGUCCCUGGGAAAGGUGGAGGCCGUGCUGAAGAACUGCCCCCUGGUCGACAACAUCUGCGUCUACGCCAACAGCGAGGAGACGUACGUCAUCGGCUUCGUGGUGCCCAACCACAAGCAGCUCGUGGCUCUGGCCGAGCAGCACGGCGUCCGGGGCUCGUGGGAGGAGCUGUGCGGCAGCGAGGCCAUGGGCGAGCUGAUGCUCAAGGCCGUCACCGAGGCCGCGCUCGCAGCCCAGCUCGAGCGCUUCGAGAUUCCCCGCAAGAUCCGCCUGAGCCCCGAUCCGUGGACGCCCGAGACGGGAUUGGUGACGGACGCGUUCAAGCUGAAGCGCAAGGAGCUGAAAACGCACUAUCAGCAGGACAUCGAGAGAAUGUAUGGUGGGAAAUAAGGCCGUGGCCGGUUAUUCCCACACACCGGCCUCUGCACUGAACACUCCUCAGAGCUCAAAAUGAAAAAAAACCUAACAUUUAGAUCUUGCCAAUUUCCAAACAAGUUUACAAGUGACUCUGGAACCCAAUGCAGACGCCUCCCGUCCACCGCUGCUUUUCCCCGUUUGCUCCAUGUGCGUCCUCCACUUUGCUCCAGGUGCGGGUUACGACACAGAGGCUCCGCUGGACUCAGGCUUCUCCUGAGGCGGCCGCAGACGCCGCGUGCAGACGCCGCGUGCAGCCGCGCCUCCUGCGGGUCGGGACGCGGUCCGCGCGGCCCUGCAGUGUUUUUAGUUCUGCUAGUGGUUUAUUUGGUCGGCCGCCCGCGGUCCCUCUCAUCAGCACAUCUUGACAGCAAAAGCACAGAGUCAUUAGAGGGCAAAUGAGACGCGCUGGUAAAAUGACUAGGGUCAUGUCUGAUGUGAUGCUUUUUAUUAUUUAAAUGGAAACAGUACGGCUGUUUCUUCUUUUUUAGAAUAAAUUGACCUAAUAGUUUUAUUUAAAAAGAGCAAUACUGUUGUUUAGUCUACUGAACUUUCCUACAGUGAUAGUUUACUUUUCUAUGAGCUGUACAGAGCACAGUCUGCACAGAGGAGCUCAUCUACUUGCUUGUGUUACACUUGAAAUGAAUCAACGCCACCUCACGUUAAUGAUUUCUGCCCAUGUAAGGCAGUUGAUUACAGAUCGGCUUUAAAUAAAACUUUUUUCAAUGUGCAUGUUUGCACCAGCUGAAGUAUUUGCUCAGUUUCCCAAGAGCUCAGCUGAUACUAAUUCCGCCGGGCUUUCGCUGCCCGGCUUAUUUAUUAUCUGCACAAGUAUGACGGAGCGUCUGACUCAGACUUUGUGCACACAAAGCAGCGUCCCUCGCAGCACCUGUGGCCUUUUCUUGUGAUUCGGAGUCUCAAAUCUCCCACAAAAGCUAAUCUAAAUCCUGGUUGAUGUAAAUAUACGGUUCUCCCUGUACGUACGUGUUUUGUUAAGCUAUGAUCAAUUUAAAGCUUUAUUUUGAAAGACCGGGUCUGGACUUUCCUGUGUGAAAAUUGUGCCUUUUAACAUGAGUGCAUCUGAUUAUUGAAAAGAAAAACACUGAAAUGAAGAAAAUAAAGAUUAUGUUUGGUUUGUACAACGAAACAUUGAA
This is a messenger RNA of Betta splendens (Siamese fighting fish), 3583 nucleotides long. RefSeq names its product acyl-CoA synthetase long chain family member 3a (gene acsl3a). Gene Ontology annotation, cellular component: endoplasmic reticulum; plasma membrane; lipid droplet. The transcript has 15 exons. The coding region runs from base 249 to 2405 and encodes 718 amino acids. Gene Ontology annotation, molecular function: long-chain fatty acid-CoA ligase activity. The record is from RefSeq and is a predicted model, not a curated record. Lineage: Eukaryota; Metazoa; Chordata; Actinopteri; Anabantiformes; Osphronemidae. Gene Ontology annotation, biological process: long-chain fatty acid metabolic process; long-chain fatty-acyl-CoA metabolic process; neuron differentiation.